This is a messenger RNA of Castor canadensis (American beaver), 3802 nucleotides long. The record is from RefSeq and is a predicted model, not a curated record. NCBI's taxonomy places the organism in Eukaryota, Metazoa, Chordata, Mammalia, Rodentia, Castoridae.
UAUAUUUUUGAAAAUAAUAUCUACUAUCAACCUGAUAUAAAGAGCAGUUCAUUGCGGCUAACGUCUUCUGGGAAAGAAGGAAUUAUUUUUAAUGGGAUUGCUGACUGGUUGUAUGAAGAGGAACUUCUGCAUUCUCAUAUUGCCCACUGGUGGUCACCAGAUGGAGAAAGGCUUGCCUUCCUGAUGAUAAAUGACUCCUUGGUGCCUAACAUGGUUAUCCCUCGAUUUACUGGAGCAUUAUAUCCCAAAGCAAAGCAGUAUCCAUAUCCUAAGGCAGGUCAAGUGAACCCAACAAUAAAAUUGUAUGUUGUAAACCUAUACGGACCAACUCAUACUUUGGAACUCAUGCCACCUGACAGCUUUAAAUCCAGAGAAUACUAUAUCACCAUGGUGAAAUGGGUGAGCAACACUAAGACAGUGGUAAGGUGGCUCAAUCGACCUCAAAACAUCUCCAUCCUCACAGUCUGUGAGACAACCACUGGAGCUUGUAGUAGAAAAUAUGAGAUGACAUCUGACACCUGGAUCUCUAAACAGAAUGAGGAGCCCGUGUUUUCUAGAGAUGGCACAAAGUUCUUUAUGACCGUUCCUGUGAAGCAAGGGGGCCGUGGGGAAUUCCAUCACAUAGCUAUGUUCCUUGUCCAGAGCAAAAAUGAGCAAAUCACAGUACGGCAUCUAACAUCAGGAAACUGGGAAGUGAUAAAGAUCUUGUCAUAUGAUGAAACCACUCAAAAAAUUUACUUUCUGAGCACCGAGUUUUCUCCCAGAGGCAGGCAGUUGUACAGUGCUUCCACUGAAGGAUUGUUGAAUCGCCAGUGCAUUUCAUGUAAUUUUAUGAAAGAACAAUGUACAUAUUUUGAUGCCAGUUUUAGUCCCAUGAAUCAGCAUUUUUUAUUAUUCUGUGAAGGUCCAGGUGUCCCAGUGGUCAGUCUACAUAUCACGGACCACCCUGCAGAGUAUUUUAUAUUGGAAAGCAAUUCAAUGCUGGAAGAGGCUAUCCAGAAGAAGAAGACAGUAAAGUCAGAAAUUAAAAUUCUCCAUAUUGACGACUAUGAACUUCCUUUACAGUUGUCCUUUCCCAAAGAUUUUAUGGACCGAAACCAGUAUGCUCUCCUAUUAAUAAUGGAUGAAGAACCAGGAGGCCAGUUAGUUACAGAUAAGUUCCAUAUUGACUGGGAUUCCGUCCUUGUGGACACAGAUAAUGUCAUUGUUGCAAGAUUUGAUGGCAGAGGAAGUGGAUUCCAGGGCCUGAAAAUUUUACAGGAGAUUCAUCGAAGGUUAGGUUCAGUAGAAGUAAAGGACCAAAUAGCAGCUGUAAAAUAUUUACUGAAACAGCCGUACAUUGACUCCAAAAGAUUAAGCAUUUUUGGAAAGGGAUAUGGUGGCUAUAUUGCAUCAAUGAUCUUAAAAUCAGAUGAAAAACUUUUUAAAUGUGGAUCAGUGCUUGCACCCAUCACAGACAUGAAGUUGUAUGCCUCUGCUUUCUCUGAAAGAUACCUUGGUAUGCCAUCUAAGGAAGAAAGCACUUAUCAGGCAUCCAGUGUGCUACAUAAUAUCCAUGGUUUAAAAGAAGAAAAUAUACUGAUAAUUCAUGGGACUGCUGAUACAAAAGUUCAUUUCCAGCACUCAGCAGAAUUAAUCAAGCAUCUAAUAAAAGCUGGGGUGAAUUAUACUAUGCAGGUCUACCCAGAUGAAGGUUAUAAUGUAUCUGAGAAAAGCAAGUAUCAUCUCUACAGCACAAUCCUUAGAUUCUUCAGUGAUUGUUUAAAGGAAGAAAUAUCUGUGAUACCACAGGAACCAGAAGAAGACGAAUAAUGAACCUUAUUUAUACAGAACUGAAGGGGAUAUUGAGGCUCAAUGAAACCUAAUCAAGAGACUGUCAUAUUGUAGAUGCUCCAGAGUUUCAAGGAUGACUUGAGGAGAUGACAUUGGAACAGAACACUCAGAUAAUGAACUAGAAUUUGAAGACAGAAGUCCAAGUCUAUUGUGUUGCUAAGGGUGCAGAAUCUGUUUAUCUGUAAAAGGAAGAUCAAAGUGUUGGUUUCCUAGAAGAAAUUAGUUUUACAUUAAAGUAGGAAUAGUGCAUGUUUUCUUCUGUUAUCCCCGUUUGUUCUGUAACUAGUUGCUCUCAUUUUAAUUUCAAUGUACACCAUUAUCUUUGCAUAUAAUGCACAACUUAUCAUCAGUACUACAGUCCCUGAUCUUUGACGGCUGAGCUGCAAUCUAACACUUUACUGUACACAAUAAGUGCAAUUCUCUCUUUGUCUAUUAUUAUGCUUAAGGAAAUAUUCAGUUAAUAAAAAACAGAGUAUUUUAUGUAAUUUCUGUUUUUAAAAAGGCAUUAUUAAAUGAGUCAAAGAACAUGUAGAAAUAUGGAUUUCAACACCUUCCAAAGUUCAGCCAGUUAUGAGUAGAUAAACUAUCUUUAAAUCAACACAUUUUUGUAUGUCUCACAAUAUGUAUAUGCACGUGUGUAUAUACAGUCAGUGAAUCUAUCCUUACAUGUUAUUCAUGCUUACAAAAGGUAAACUUUGAUGAACAAGAAAAGAUGCUCUUUUAUAGGCUAUAAUGUAUACUUUGUUUAAUGAGCCAAAUAUGAAACAUUUUUUUCCAAUUCAAAUUCUAGCUAUUUCUUUCCUAUAAAUGCUUGGGUUGUGUUUGGUAUUGUUUUUAGUAGUUAAUAGUUUUCUAGUUACAAUUUAAUUUUUUGAAUAUGAUAUCUUGUCACAUGUAAAUUAGAUACUUAAAUAUUAAAUUAUAGUUUCUGAUAAAGAAAUUUUGUUAACAAUGUAAUGCCACCGAGUGCUAUUUUGCUCUUUCAGUGGGCAAAAUUUUUAAAAAUAUUUAGUCCUUUUACUUCUAUGUCUCAGUACAAAACCAAUGCUCAUUUUCACUUGAAAAGCAAUGAUCUGGAUUAUUUCAUUUUCUACAUUCUAUUCAGUACUUCAUGACUGCCCAGUUCAUCAGUUGCUGUUUAAGUCCUUCUGGUGAGAAUUAGAAAUGAAUUUUUUUUAUUCAUUGGUCAAAACAUUCACAAACAGUCGCGUUUGCUAUUUGAUUUAAAUUGAAGCCACAAAAAUGCAACAAUUCCUGUAGUAUGUUGACUGGCAGUAGUAAGUAAUUGAGAAUGGAUAUACCUGACUGUGUGGAGUCAGUUUAAGUCAUGAGAUCAUGAGAAUGUUAGCUGUGGUGACUGCAGAGUAACUUUCCCUCUUCGUGUAAGGGCUCUUGUGGAAGAUGUGUAAAAGUCAAACUUUGAUGUUCAGAAGAAUCCAGGUAGUAUACUCUGUCUUUUAUAGUUUUAAAAUAUUCUGAAGAAAGACUGGAUUGUCAUGUUCUCAGAACAUAGGGGGAAAAUUAAAACUGUUAAGAAAUUGCUCAGUCACUCUCCUAUGCUGUCAAAGGAUCAAUCCAGAAUUCUGGGUAUUUGUAAACAUGGGAAUCACUGAUUGGGUCUUCCACUUUUCUUCUGGAUGCUUUGGAAUUUUGACUUCACUGCUCCAUUAAAUUCAAUUUAAAAUGAGAAAGGCUCUUUGGAAAGACCCAUUUUAGGUCUUUUUCAAGAAUAGCAAACACAUUUUUUAACAAAAUAAGUUGUAAAGUUUAAAAGGAAAGUUUUGCCUAUUUUAUUAAGAAGGAAAUUUCUUUUUAGGGUGAUUUGAAGUCCAACUGAAGCUUUUUAAUCAAUAUUUUAGAUUUCAACCACUAGAAUUUUUUAUGAUGCAAAUAAUUAAGUUGUCCAAAUGAUGUGGUUUUAUUGAAUGUCUAUUUGAGUAACAUUUAAAAAGUGUUUACCUUUUACUGU